Molecule: messenger RNA, 3458 nt
Organism: Manacus vitellinus (golden-collared manakin)
Lineage: Eukaryota; Metazoa; Chordata; Aves; Passeriformes; Pipridae
Gene: UBASH3B
Product: ubiquitin associated and SH3 domain containing B
Exons: 14
Coding region: 1-1809 (602 amino acids)
Biological process (GO): negative regulation of bone resorption; peptidyl-tyrosine dephosphorylation; negative regulation of protein kinase activity
Cellular component (GO): cytoplasm
Molecular function (GO): protein tyrosine phosphatase activity; protein binding
Source: RefSeq, a predicted model, not a curated record
AUGUGGAUUCUGAACAAAAAGCACUGGCAUCGACAGGUGGAAGAAGUGUUCAAGCAGCAUGCGACUGGUUGGCUCUUCUCCCACGUGGGUGACCCGUUCCUGGACGACCCCCUGCCCCGGGAGUACGUCCUGUACCUGCGCCCCACGGGCCCCCUGGCUCAGAAGCUCUCUGACUUCUGGCAGCAGUCAAAGCAGAUCUGUGGGAAGAACAAAGCUCACAACAUUUUCCCACAUAUCACCCUGUGCCAGUUCUUCAUGUGUGAGGACAGCAAGGUGGAUGCUCUCACAGAAGCCCUGCAGGCCACCGUGAUGCGCUGGAAAUGCAAAUUCCCUGCCCCCCUGCCCCUGGAGCUCUACACAUCCUCCAACUUCAUCGGGCUCUUCGUCAAGGAGGAGAGUGCUGAGGUGCUCAAGAAGUUUGCUGCAGACUUUGCUGCAGAAGCAGCUUCAAAAGCAGAUGUCCACGUGGAGCCCCACAAGAAGCAGCUCCACGUGACACUGGCCUAUCACUUCCAGAGCAGCCACCUGCCCACGCUGGAGAAGCUGGCCCAGAACAUUGAUGUCAAGCUGGGCUGUGACUGGGUGGCCGCGAUCUUCUCCCGAGACAUUCGCUUCGUCAACCACGAGACUCUGCAGGUGAUCUACCCCUACACCCCCCAGAACGACGAUGAACUGGAGCUGGUCCCGGGGGACUUCAUCUUCAUGUCCCCAGUGGAACAAACCAGCACAAGUGAGGGCUGGAUUUACGGCAUUUCCCUCGCAACCGGCUGCUCGGGGCUGCUGCCCGAGAACUACAUCACCAAGGCGGACGAGUGUGGCACCUGGGUGUUCCAUGGGUCCUACUCAAUCCUGAAUACUACAUCCUCCCCAUCCCUUCAAGGCUUCACUGAUGGAGCUCUGGAGAGAAGACAGCAGGAAGACCAAGGACCUGGGGAUGCAGGGCCACUCACCAUCAUCUGCCAGAACGUGCAGCCCCUGAGGAUAACCAGCCAGCCAGGGCCUCAGAAACGCUGCCUGUUUGUCUGCAGGCACGGGGAGAGGAUGGAUGUAGUUUUUGGGAAGUACUGGCUGUCCCAGUGUUUCGAUGCCAAAGGAAGGUACAUGCGCAGCAACCUGAACAUGCCUCACAAUUUACCUCAGAGGAGUGGUGGGUUCAGGGACUACGAGAAGGACGCUCCCAUCACCGUGCUGGGCUGCACGCAGGCCAGGCUGGUUGGUGAAGCCUUGCUAGAAACUAAUACCAUUGUAGACUACAUCUACAGCUCCCCAUCCCUGAGGUGUGUGCAGACAGCACACAACAUCCUGAAAGGUAUGCAGCAGGAGAACAACCUGAAAAUCCGGAUAGAGCCAGGCUUGUUUGAGUGGACCAAGUGGGUCUCUGGGAACACACUACCUGCCUGGAUCCCCCCUGUGGAUUUAGCUGCAGCUACUCUAAGCGUUGAUACAACCUACAGACCUCAUAUUCCUGUCAGCAAGUUGGUGGUUUCUGAAUCUUAUGACACCUACAUAAGCAGAAGCUACCAAGUAACAAAGGAAAUCAUCAGUGAAUGUAAAGGCAAAGGAAAUAACAUCCUGAUAGUGGCCCAUGCAUCCUCCCUGGAGGCCUGUACCUGCCAGCUCCAAGGGCUGUCUCCACAGAACUCCAAGGACUUCGUGCAGAUGGUCCGAAAGAUUCCAUACCUGGGGUUUUGCUCCUGUGAAGAACUGGGAGACACGGGUGUUUGGCAGCUCACAGACCCCCCCAUCCUCCCUCUCACACAUGGACCCACUGGAGGCUUUAACUGGAGAGAAACCUUACUGCAGGAAUAGGCAAAGCCACCCCAGCCAGGAAAACCCAACCCAUGGCCUUUGGAAGCGUUGGAGAAUGUCUCUUCUCUCUUGUGUUUUAUUGACAGUGGAAAAAACAGUCAUCCCAUGCCCAGGGGGUCACCCAAGCAGCUGUCCUGGUCUAUCUCACACAGCCACAGUCACACAAAGAGUCUCAUCUACGGCUAAAAUGCAAAAAGGGACUGAUUUCAGGGGGAAAAAAGGUAUUAAAAUACAGGUUUGAAGGUCUUGCACAGCACAGAGUCUGUGCUGAGCCACAUUCCCACCUCAGAGGGAGCCCUGGUGACACUUUCACUGCCAUCUGCACCCCGUUAGGAACACCCAGCCCUGUGUCAGUGGAGCAUUCAGGAGGCUGGGGCUGGUUUUUUUCCACUACUAUUUUUGCAGAGCAUUAGCAGGCUCCUCCAGCCCCACGUGUGAGCAGGGGCUGCACUCACAGCCCCCAAAUUCUCAGCACCUUUUCAUCACCACCAGCUGCAAAGGAGGGUCCAGCAGCAGGUUGUUCCUCUCCUGUGUCUGAGCACUGUGGUGGGUGUUGUGCUGGAUGCAGAGGUUGAGGGAUUGUUGACCUGCACCACAGGACAAUCCCAAAUUUCCCAUCAGUUACAGGUGAAGUUUGAGCAUCAAAAGUUGUUGUGAACAGAGACUGGGAGCAGUUUCUUUUAUGGGGAGAUAAAAUAAACCUAUUUCAACCAAACCUGGAGGAUUUAGAAAGUUCAGGGUUGGUGAAUUUGAUUAUUGAAAUCCAUCCCUGUGCACAGACACAGCCUAAAGCAUUUGUGCCAUUUCAAUUCCCUUCAGAAAAGGGGUUUUCCUUUUAUACUGAGAUUUUGUGCUGGUCAUUCACACAGGGGUGGCUUUCUGUCCCCUGGGAGCUAUUUUUUUUUUGCUAGCCCUGGUGAGAUUCUGCAGUAAGCAGCUUUCUCCAGGAGGGAAUGAUGAAACUCAAAAAGAUGCUGGAAUUCAGUGCUUUGCUUCCUUAUCCUUAAUUCCCAAGUGCCAUCUGUCAUAAAGACAAAGCAGCUGAAAAAAAAAAAAUAAACCCAGUACACUUAAAUUUAGGAGAAACAUGCUUUGGCCUAUGAAGAUGCUAUUUAUCCAGUGGGGGGAGGGUUAGGAUUUUGGGAGAAGGGGAAGAGGAGAGUUUCCAUCUUUAACUAAAAUCUUUGCAAUCACAAGAGGGGUCCUCCUGGUGCAAGAGUCUGCAGGAUGCCAGUGCCAGCUGGGUCACAGGAGAAUGCAAAAUACAUCACAGUGGGUAGUUUAGAGAAUAAAGUGGCAUCAGAGCGGGGGGGGUUGGAUUAGAAUUAUCUAAGUCAUCAGCCUUGGAUGAAAAUGUUGCUGCAGACUCUUGUAUGGAUCUCAUCACUGUCAGAAGGUACUUAAAAAUGUGUUGAAGUGGGAUGAUAGAGAUUUAGGCUAUUUAGGCAUAGCCCUGUCUUGGUUUGAGCCAUAAAUCUGAGUAUUCCCAGAAAUAGAAUCAUCCCAGAAUGGUUUGCGUUGGAAGGGACCUUAAAGCUCAUCUCAUUCCACCCCCCUGCCAUGGCCAGGGACACCUUCCACUGGACCAGCAUCCAGCCUGGCCUUGGACACUCCCAGGGAUGGGCCAUCAACAAUUUCACUGGGCAACA